Molecule: messenger RNA, 483 nt
Organism: Zalophus californianus (California sea lion)
Lineage: Eukaryota; Metazoa; Chordata; Mammalia; Carnivora; Otariidae
Product: ATP synthase subunit d, mitochondrial-like
Exons: 1
Coding region: 1-483 (160 amino acids)
Biological process (GO): proton motive force-driven ATP synthesis
Molecular function (GO): proton transmembrane transporter activity
Source: RefSeq, a predicted model, not a curated record
AUGGCUGGGCAAAAAUUUGCUCUAAAAACCACUGACUGGGUAGCUUUUGGGGAGAUCAUACGCCGAAACCAGAAAGCCAUUGCUAACUCCCUGAAAUCCUGGAAUGAGACACUUACCUCCAGGUUGUCUACUCUCCCUGAGAAACCACCUGCUAUCAACUGGUCUUACUACAAGGUCAAUGUGGCAAAGGCUGGUUUGGUAGAUGACUUUGAGAAGUUUAAUGCCCUGAAGGUUCCUGUGCCAGAGGAUAAAUAUACUGUUCAGGUGGAUGCUGAAGAAGAAGAAGAUGUGAAAAUUUGUGCUGAGUUUUUGUCUCUUUCAAAGGCCAGGAUUGAGGAAUAUGAAAAAGAGCUGGAGAAGAUGAGGAACAUAAUUCCAUUUGAUCAGAUGACCAUUGAGGACCUGAAUGAAGUCUUCCCAGAAACCAAAUUAGACAAGAAGAAGUAUCCCUAUUGGCCUCACAAGCCAAUCAAGAAUUUAUAA